UGCCCAAGGAAGGCAGGAAGGAAGGGCUCGCCCGCCCGCCGGUGUCCGCCGCGGCUCCGGCUCCUCGCCUGGCCCCGCCGUUACGGCAUGCGCUGAGCGCCCGCACCGCCCCGUCCGCUGCGCGCCCGGCGCCCGCCGGCACUGCCCGGCACCGCCGCCCCUCCCAGGUGUGAAUGACAGAGGAGGUGCCUCCGACCGCACUCACCGACGUGAACCUGCGUCUGCUGUGCCACGAUGACAUAGAUGCAGUGAAGCAGCUCUGUGGUGACUGGUUCCCAAUAGAGUACCCUGACUCAUGGUACCGAGAUAUCACUUCCAACAAGAAGUUCUUUUCCCUCGCAGCCACAUACAGAGGCUCCAUCGUGGGAAUGAUAGUGGCAGAGAUCAAGAGCAGAACAAAGGUGCAUAAAGAGGAUGGAGACAUCCUAGCUUCCAAUUUUCCUUUGGACACUCAAGUUGCUUACAUACUCAGUCUUGGAGUGGUGAAGGAGUUCAGGAAACACGGGAUUGGUUCGCUCCUACUUGAAAGUUUAAAAGACCAUAUAUCAACGACUGCCCAAGAUCACUGCAAAGCCAUCUACCUGCACGUCCUCACCACUAACAACACAGCAAUAAACUUCUAUGAAAACAGAGACUUUAAACAGCACCACUAUCUUCCCUAUUACUAUUCCAUAAGAGGGGUCCUCAAAGAUGGCUUUACCUACGUUCUGUACAUCAACGGUGGACACCCACCCUGGACGAUCUUUGACUACCUGCAGCACAUCGGAUCAACACUAGCCAGCCUGAGCCCGUGUUCCAUUCCGCAGAGGAUAUACAGACAAGCCCAGAGCCUUCUCUGCAGCCUUCUGCCAUGGUCUGGCAUUUCUGCCAAGAGUGGCAUCGAGUACAGCCGGACGAUGUGACUCCAUCAGCGGAUGCACACAGCACAAAGGGAUUGUUCUUCCUUUCAUCUCUUGAACCAUCUGGCUCUGCACUGAUUCCAGUGAUGAUGGCUUUUGGUCAGUGACCCACCCCUUGGAAAGGACUCCUUAUUCCACAGACUGACCAAGAUUUUGCAGACUUCACCCUGGACAGGCUGGAGCCCUGACUCACCCUGUGGGCUGGAGCCUGUGAGCACUCCUGGGAGGCCGGGCUGCCAGGGGGCGCCGGGCUGAGGGCUUCCAUGUCACCGGUCUGUGAGCAUGUCACACGGUCCCUGCCACUUCCCUCGCCUCUGGAUGGUUUGCUUGUAUGUGAUGUGGAGGGGUUCAGUUGCUGCUUCCACGCCACAGCUGCUGAAAGCCGUGUGAGUGAGGUGCACUGUGAGUGAGCAGUGAGCACCCUGGGAAGAGGGGAGCUGGAUGCCUGCGUCCUGCCCUGCUAGGGAAUCCAGGCAGGGCAUCUGCCCCAGGUGAGAGUCAGCCCCAGCCCUUCAGAGGGGGGGUUGUAAAAAGUACCUGAUCCAGGAUGCACUGAGUAGAAGGCAGGGGAUGAAAUUGCUAUUUCAUAGUGAAAUAUAUAUUAUACUGUAUAGAUCUUUCUGCCUCUUUCCAAGCUGGAACAGAGCAGGGAAGGGCCUGGAGCUGUGGGACCACUGUGGUAGGCAGAGCCCUUCCCCUCCCAGCACGCAUCCUCCCUUGGCACUGGGGCUGCACACUUGCAGGAUUUUUAGGGUAGAGUGCUGCACACAGAUCCCUACAGCUCUUUGUUGCAGAGAAGCCCCCCAGCUGCUUGCUUGCAUGUUCCAGGCCAUAGCGUGCAGGCAUUGCCAUGGGGCCACACUGUCAGCUGCCCUCCCUGCAGCACCAGGGCCAGACUCAGGGGCUGUGUUCCCUAGCACCAAGUAGCUGUGCUGCUGGGAGAACCCUGAGGCUCCUGUGUGCUGCAGCCAGGGCAGGUCCCUCCACGAUCCCUGCCCCUGGGAGUGAGUGCUUUGCUCCUAGGCUGGGAGUCUGCAGCUCCAUCAGCACCAGUGCUGGAGGUGUGGGGGGCACCGCUCCCCUCUGUGUCCCCACUGCAUUUUCUGCCCUGGUGAAGGCUUCUCACACUCAUCGCUGUGCUCCUCCUCCCACGCUCGUGCCCCUCUUGGAAGUGGGGCUUAAGUGAAGGGCAGUGUAAGCUGUGCAGGUUCCUAUGUGCAGGGCCAGCUCUGGUGGCAGGUGAGGGCAGGGAAUGGGAUGAGCCAUAGUCUGGGCCAGGUUUAGGCCUAGAAAGAGCAAACAUGGUAGGAGCUUGCAGCCCUGAUACCAUACAAAGUCGUUUCAGUGUUUGUAAGCCCCUAAGAUGAGAAUCAAACAAUAAAAGGAUGUGGAGGAGAUCUCACUGCAUGGUGCUGUGCUGGUUCAUGUGAACAGAGGCCCUUGGCUCAGAGCUGCUGGCACAGCAGGCAGUGCUGGUGCAGCAUUUCUCUGCUCUGCACAGCCCUGACUGCAGGAAGGAUUUCAGUCCAGCUGAUGGUCUGGCAGAUAAUUUAUUUGGGGGAAGCAGAGGCCCCAAAAUCUCACUGCUCACUUUUCUGGAAUGAGAGCAGGGCUGCCUUCACGAGUGGUUGACAGGAGAAAGAAAAUGUAUUUCUGGGAGCAGGAUUACACCUGCCAAAGAGUGCAGUGCAGAGAGCUGCAGGGUGA
Messenger RNA from Meleagris gallopavo (turkey), 2606 nucleotides. RefSeq names its product N-alpha-acetyltransferase 60, NatF catalytic subunit (gene NAA60). NCBI's taxonomy places the organism in Eukaryota, Metazoa, Chordata, Aves, Galliformes, Phasianidae. The record is from RefSeq and is a predicted model, not a curated record. Gene Ontology annotation, molecular function: histone acetyltransferase activity; protein-N-terminal amino-acid acetyltransferase activity. Gene Ontology annotation, cellular component: Golgi membrane. Gene Ontology annotation, biological process: N-terminal peptidyl-methionine acetylation.